This is a messenger RNA of Aegilops tauschii subsp. strangulata, 1128 nucleotides long. The record is from RefSeq and is a predicted model, not a curated record. NCBI's taxonomy places the organism in Eukaryota, Viridiplantae, Streptophyta, Magnoliopsida, Poales, Poaceae.
AUGUCUUCCAACGCCUCCACCUACUCCAACCCCUUCGCCAUCGACCCUGCCGAGAUCCGCGACAUCAACGUCCAUGCACGCGUCCCCGUGACCCUCGACGCCUCCAACUCCACGUACUUCGCGUGGAAGACGUACUUUACGCUGCUCUUCCCCGAUGGCACCGUGGACUCCCGCACCAUGGACUUGUUCCACACGGUCGUGAGUGCCGGCGACGACGCCCGCGCCCUGUGGGUCAAGCUGAACGGCCUCUUCACCGACAACCAGCUUCAGCGCCGCGUUUUUUUGCAGCAGGAAUUUUUUGACUGUCACCAGGAUGAACAGUCUAUUGAUGACUACUGCCGCCGCCUGAAGACAUUGGCGGACGAGCUCCGUGACAUUGGAGCCAAGGUGGACAACGACCUCCUCCUCAGCACGCUCACCGCCGGCCUCAACGAGGACUUCGGCAACGCCGCCUCUAACCUCACCUUGAUGCCGGAGCCCUCCUUCCCCAAGUUUGUGGCGUACUUGAGGUUGGAGGAGCGCCGGAUGAAGGGGGUCAAGAAGCGUGUGCAGCACCACGCCCUCGCCGCCGGCACCUCCCGCGGCGCCCCUCCACCGACCGCCCCACCCGCGCCGCGCCAGCAGCCGCCGCCACCAGCGCCUCCGGGGUACUUCCCCCUCCCGCCCGCGCCUCCCGCCCUUCCCGCUGCCCCCAGCAGCCGGGUGGCGGGUGCCGCGACAACCGCCGCGGGGGCGGCCGCAAGCAGCAACAGGCGCCGAGGGGGGGGGGGGCGUCAGCCGCAGCAGGUGACUCCCCCAUGGACGUACGGCACCAACCCGUGGACUGGCGUCGUCCACGCCUACUCCAUGCCGGUCCCUCGGGCUCCGGCUCCGGGCAUCCUUGGGCCCCGCCCGGCGGGUCACCAGGCCCUCUUCGCCGCGUCGCACGCCGCUCCCUACAGCGGCUAUGGUACCGCGCCCCCGCCGACGCCCGCCUAUGGGUCCGCGCCGGCCUAUGGCGCCGCCGCCGCGCCGGCCUAUGGGACCGCGCCCUCCUACGGCGCCGCCGCUGCUCCGGCCUUCGGGGCUGCUCCCGCGCCGGCCUACGGAGGGUUCUACCCUCCUCAGGCGCCGCCGCCGUGGGACUAA